This is a messenger RNA of Sphaeramia orbicularis (orbiculate cardinalfish), 2603 nucleotides long. RefSeq names its product EPS8 signaling adaptor L3b (gene eps8l3b). The transcript is spliced from 19 exons. The coding region runs from base 52 to 2016 and encodes 654 amino acids. Gene Ontology annotation, biological process: regulation of Rho protein signal transduction; positive regulation of ruffle assembly; Rho protein signal transduction. Gene Ontology annotation, cellular component: plasma membrane; vesicle; ruffle membrane. Gene Ontology annotation, molecular function: actin binding. The record is from RefSeq and is a predicted model, not a curated record. NCBI's taxonomy places the organism in Eukaryota, Metazoa, Chordata, Actinopteri, Kurtiformes, Apogonidae.
GUGUGGAGUGAGUUUUUUGUCUUCUCAAAAGUCAGACGUGCUGCUUUAGAAAUGUUUGGGAACCCUGGUCCGUUCUCUUAUUCUCCAGGGGGUUUCUCUCCUGAUGACCUCCCACAGCAGAGACGGGGUUUCCAGCCUGAGGACUUGAAGGGUUCUCCACUGCAGAGGAACAACAUGUCCAGACCCAGUGGAAAAUCCAUAUACAUGCAGAGAAAGGGGUACUCUGAGUCUCUGAACAGACCAUCUGAGAACUUACACUUCCGAGUGGAGCACCUGUUCACCUGUGACCUGGACGGACAAGAGGUGAAGACGGUCAACGACUGCUUGGCCAAACUGAAGAGGCUGGACGCCAAAGGUCGCCUGUGGCCUCAGGAGAUGAUCCUGGAGGUUCAGGGAGGAUACCUGAUCCUCUGUGACAUCGAGACCAAGUCAGAGUUGGAGUCGAUGCAUUUGAGCUGCAUUCAGCAAACUAAAGCCAUGUUGGACAGCUGCGCCUACAAUUCUGUGCUGGCUGUCACCGUCCAAGAACGCAACAAACGCAUCCCACAGGUCUUCAUGUUCCAGUGUGAGGAUACCGGGGCUGAGCUCAUCAAGACUGACCUGGAUAAGGUCAUUCAAAGAGGAGGUGGUGAAGCAGAGCCAAGCACAGACCAGAUGGACAUCAGGAGUAACCUGGAGAACAUCAUAGGGCUGCAGGUGUCUGGAAGCUUCCGCCAGCCUGGUCCUCGUGCUGUGCUGAGAGAAACCACACCCCCACCUCCGGAGUACUCAGGUCCACAGUGGAACGUCAGAGAACCAGAAAACCUUCCUCCAUCGCGGGUCUACACCCCUCCAGCAGACCUACAUGACCGGCAGAUUAGUCCAGAUGUAGCUCCACCGCCUCAGCUCACAGACUCAGACAGGAACACGGAAAUCUUAAACCACGUUUUGGACGAUUUGGAAAUCUUCAUGAGUAAAGUGUCGGCUGCAGCAAAUGCAUCUUUAGCACAAGAAGGAACGAGCAAGAAGAAGAAGAAAUCUAAGAAGAAACAGGCAAAGAAAAAUGCUCCAGCUGUCCUUCUGCCGUCGUGGGAGGAGUAUAUUUCCUGUCUCCAGAAAAUCAAAUAUGGAUUCAAUCUGCUGGGUCAGCUGGAUGGAAGCCUGACCAACCCCAGCGCUGAAGACUUUGUCCACUUCCUCUUCACCAUUUUAAGCAUGCUUGUUCCACAGUACCCACUGGACCUGCCCCCCACAGUGCUGUCUCCCCUGCUGACAGAACCUGCCCUGCACCUGCUGAACCAGGUGGUCUCCCCAGAGGAGGACGCCCUCUGGAGGUCACUGGGAGACACCUGGAACAUCCCCAGGUCUAGAUGGCCAGACAAUAAUGUCCCGCCUUACAUCCCAGAGUUUUAUGAUGGUUGGCAGCCCCCGCCCCCUUCUCAGAGCAGACCAUUGAGCCGGAGCACCAGCCACCGCCUCCCACCCGGACAACCCUACGGACAGAUGAACAAUGGGAUGAAAGAGCCUCCAGGUGACAGCUCAUGGAUGACACCACCACCGCCACAUUCCAGUGAGCCAUUGUACAUGCGAGCCAUCUAUGACUUCAUGGCAAGAAACAACCGAGAGUUGAGCAUCAUGAAGGGUGACGUGGUUCAGGUGAUACAGAAAAGCAAGCAGUGGUGGCUGGUUCGAAACAACCGUGAUGAGGAGGGCCACAUCCCUCAAAACGUUCUGGAGCCGAUGAGGGGUUCCUCAACCGUGGACGGGCCACAGCAAGCGUCUCGAGGUCCGCCCACUCUAGACAUGAACUCCACGGCUGCAGAGGUCAAAGCCUGGCUGGAGUACAAAGGCUUCUCCAAAAUUACUGUGAGGAGCCUGGGAGUGUUGACUGGGAAACUUCUUCUGGGGAUGAGCAGGGAUGAAAUCAGGACUGUGUGUCCAGAGGAAGGAGGAAGAGUCUUCUUCCAGCUUCAGGCCGUCAAGUCAGCCAUAGCACUUUCCAGUGAACCAUCGGGCCUGUACAACAGCCGCUACUGACACCACAGAUGUCCAGUACAUUGAUGAACACUUUUCCCUCCAUGGGCAUCAUUAACAUCUGCCAAAUGUAAUAUUUGAUUCCUCUUUUUGUCAGGUAUUAUCCCACUGGUUUGUCAUUUAAGGAAAAGCCAGUUUAGUGAAUGAAACAAUAACUAUCAAUAAUUUGAAAUAGUUAAAAUUAAUUCCUGUUGCUUUAAUGUGAAAUAACUAUAAUUACAGCAGGUCAACUUUGUACAGUUUCCCAAUGGUGAUUCAGGCAAAAAUAUUAAACUCCAAACCUCAUUUCUUCUUAUUAAUUAGGGCUCAUCGCAUUAGUACAACAUAUUCUACUGCACUCGUAACUUAUAUGCUAUAUUUUAUUGUCUUUUAAUUAAUAUUUCUGUGAAAGGUGUGAAAUGAUGUUGAAAACAGUCACUGACUCACUGUCUUUAACUGCAUUUUCUUUAAUUGUGUCCAAAAAAGGGUUGUUUCCAAUAAACAAAUGCACCAAAUCAAAUUAAAACUGUACUCACAAAACUCAGUCCAAACCUGGUUUUCCUUUUACACAAAUUCUGAAUCAACUACAAGUUUUAGAACUGGCAGGAAUG